This is a messenger RNA of Acanthosepion pharaonis, 1137 nucleotides long. NCBI's taxonomy places the organism in Eukaryota, Metazoa, Mollusca, Cephalopoda, Sepiida, Sepiidae. The record is from the annotation of a GenBank genome assembly.
AUGAUUCUUCACACUAAUACCGUUUUACCUUAUUUUUCUUUUGUCUUCAUGAUUGUCAUUUAUUUUUCAACAUCUAUUAAGGACGUCCGACUCACAUACUUAGAUUUUAAUAAAAUCAUUAUUUCUGAAGUUAUCAGUUAUGCACAAGACCAACUGAAGCCAGAUGCUCACUGGUCAAAUACAGCUUAUUUUAUAAAAGCAGAUGGUGACAGUCCCCCAAACAAUGCACUCACCUUUGGAAAAUCAGGGGCUAUUUACUUUCACGCUAAUUCUUUGUUACUUUUUAUUAACGAAGAAGAUCAUGCUUAUAUUCCUUGUGAUUUUUUUUACAAGAUUUGUGAAAUGCCAGUGUCAACGUGUCCCGGUGCCCGCUCGGUGUGUUAUUUUAAGGCCUUCGUCAGGUUUCUAUACAUUCUUCUCUUUCUUAUAUUUGUCAUGAUCGUGGUACUAUCUUUUGGUGGUUUGUACAAUAUCUCAUCGACCCAUCAGAUGUUUGCUGCGUUGGCAGGAGGUUUUUUACCGUGGCUCUUCCAGAACGUGAUACAACUGAACCCGGCACCGGAAGAUGUGAAUACAAGCACGUUGUCGUUUAAAAAGCAUUUUUGUAUCUAUCUAUCUCAGACUGUUCAUAUCUAUCUAUCUAUCUAUCUAUCUAUCUAUCUAUCUAUCUAUGUCUGUUUAUAUCUAUGUCUGUUCAUGUCUAUCUAUCUAUCUAUCUCUCUCCAUAUCUAUGUCUGUUCAUGUCUAUCUAUGUCUGUUCAUAUCUAUCUAUCUAUCUAUCUAUCUAUCUAUCUAUAUAUAUAUAUAUAUAUAUAUAUAUGUUCAUAUCUAUCUAUGUUUGUUCAUGUUUGUCUGCCUAUCUAUCUAUCUAUCUAUCUAUCUAUCUAUCUAUCUAUCUAUCUAACCGAAUCUUUAUAUCCUAUAGCUGUAUGCCGAACCCUUAUUUUCUUUCUAAACUAUGUUAAUUUCCGAGCCUCUCUAACAUUGUUGUCUGCUUUCACUAACUUAGGUUUUCACAGUCACGUUCACAUUACUCGUAUCAUAAUCACUGGACUUUUGUCCGCUGAAAAGAAAUAUGCGAUAUCUACAAGUGUUGCUCUUGAUAUUUCUGCAAAUAAAUUCAGAGGGUGCUUUUGA